This is a messenger RNA of Eublepharis macularius, 1345 nucleotides long. Its product is annotated as endonuclease domain-containing 1 protein-like. The record is from RefSeq and is a predicted model, not a curated record. The transcript has 3 exons. Bases 101 to 940 code for a protein of 279 amino acids. Gene Ontology annotation, molecular function: nucleic acid binding; metal ion binding; hydrolase activity. Lineage: Eukaryota; Metazoa; Chordata; Lepidosauria; Squamata; Eublepharidae.
UAACAGCUUAGAAUCAACUUGCCAACAGCUCACAGGGCACGGUGCAAAGUGCCUCCAUCUACACCAGCCUUCGGUGUUCCGUGCAUUCAACAGCUUCACAAUGUUGCUGCCUCUCCUCUUCCUCAUUUCUGCAUCAUUUCUCAUUCCCGGGGACAGCGAGGUGGUGCAGAGCUUUAAUAAAUGCAGCGGCUUCUUCUUCAAGAAGAAGUUCCCUAGCGAUGCUCUGAAGCCAUUCAACCCAGCCCGGAUUUGCCAGAGAUACCAGAACAAGUAUGUCUUUGCCACGAUGUACGACAGGACCAAACGCAUUCCAAUAUACUCUGCUUAUAUUUACAAUCCCAGACCAGGAGAGAGAGCAGUAGACUGGAUGAUAGAGCCUCAGCUUGCAGAUAGAAGAUACCGUACAAACAUGGAAGAUGAGCGAGAGACAACCAUUCCAGUGGCAGAGAUUAAAGCAAGCCAGGCCACGUUCAAUGACUACGCAGGUGUUCCUUACCCUCUAGACAAAGGCCACUUGAACCCCGUGGUCCAUCAAGCCGAUGAUGUCAGCAAAGCCGCCACGUUCACUUUGACUAACAUUGUGCCGCAGUUCAGCAGACUCAACCAAAGGUCAUGGGCGGAAUAUGAAACGCAAACAAUGGCGACGAAGAAGAAUCAGUUUGGAUGCAAUAAAAUCUACGUCAUCACUGGAGUGGUACCUGGGGAUACUUUCAUCGCAGGAGGCCGGGUCAAUUACCCCAGUCACGUCUGGUCUGCCGCCUGCUGUGAGAUUGAUAAAAACAGAAGGAAGUCCUGGGGGGUCAUUGCAGACAACAACUGGGAUAUACCGCCUGGCGUGAUACCUCCAGUCACAGAGCGCACACUGCGGCAGCUGGAGCAGGACCUCGAAAGGCUGUUUAAAAAGAAGAGAGUGGACCUUUUUAGCAGUUCUUGUUACUAGGCCAAAAGCUGCAAAUCGGCUUUCCCAUCACUGAGUUUUCUGCUGAGAGUUGACCGUGGUAUGCUAGUGAGAGAAAUGAGGCCUGCUGAAGCAACAAUACCUCCGUCAUCUCUGCUCAUGUAUUCUGCAGGGCCUUUUUACUGUCUGCCCCACUGGCAAUGCUGUUCCUAUCAUGCCACUUUCCACUCUUAAAAAUGAUGUGACCUUUCUCCAGCCUGUGUAGCCUGAGAGAGAAGGACGGGGAAGCUUUUUCAAGCUAACUACUGCUUUCACGACAUAUAUUUGUUGAUUUGCAUAAAUUACAGCUAUCUUACAGCACUUGGAAAAAUCCUCUUUCUAAUAUGCUAUCCAAGACCACACAAACCUGGCAACCAUGCCAUGCCUUGUGAUCCAAUCUAAAUGCUG